CCAUCCUUUACUUCGACUGUUUAGUGUUUACAACAACACUACUCUGACUGACAAGAUGGCUGCACAAGUUUACACGUCGUGGUCGUUUUAAUUGAGUCUACUUUUGCCCACUUACUCCCGAUAUAAAACAAGAUUAUCAUGUCUGAGUCGGGGACCACUUCUGGAGAUCAAUGCUCAAGGAUGAAUGUAAGAGGCUCAAGAGCGACCAGCCGAAAUGCCUCAUUACAGAGUAGCAGAGAAGAUUUGUCAAAUAAUUCUGUCCUGUCCUCAGGACUGAAACAAACAGAUUGCAGUGCAAGUAGCAAGGCAGAAGAUUCUCCAGUUGACAAAGGAGAAAAUAGCAGUACUGUGAUAGAAUGUGCUGUAUGCCUCCAAACAUGCAUUCAUCCAGUGAAGCUGCCUUGUUCACAUAUCUUCUGCUAUCUUUGCGUGAAAGGCGUGGCUUUCCAGUCGAAAAGAUGCGCCAUGUGUCGACAAGAAAUUCCCAGCGAUUUCCUUAUUCACCCACAAUUACUUGACCGGACUCAGCUGGAAAAAGAAUCCACUUUAGAAGAUGGAUACCAAUGGUUUUAUGAAGGGAGAAACGGUUGGUGGGCGUAUGACGAACGAACCAGUUUCGAGAUGGAAUGUGCCUAUAAGCGUUCUCAGCGUAUUUGCGAGUUGCUGAUUGCUGGAUUUCUUUACACGAUCGAUUUCGAUCAGAUGUUUCAAUCCAGGAAGACGGAGCCUUCGCGACGUCGACGCAUUAAACGCGAUCUUGCCUCAAUACCAAAGAAAGGAGUUGCUGGGUUGCGGCUGGAACAGAGUGACGAAACUGAAAAUGGUCAAGCUGCUUCUUUAGAUCUUCUUUCAGUGGCUGCCAGCAGAGCAGCUCUCACUUCCAACUGUUUAUCUCCUAGCCAAACACCCCAAGCUCCUUCCAACACUCCUCAAACACCUCAGACCCCUCAAACGCCGCGUAGUCCUCCGUCUCCAGCUCCGGAAACGAUUUCUAAUCAAGACUCUGUAGCUCAAACAUUGCCCAGUGAAUCUCGUUGGCAGGAGCGGGAAAGACGUCGUCUCCGACGAGCUGUUGAAGAAAUCGAACGUCUAAGACUCCAUGACGGAGAUAGGUUCACUCCACCGCUCUCCAGAUUAGAUAACAUGGUCAUCUAUUAUAAUAUGGAUGAAGAAACUAGCGUUAUACACGACGAUACUCACGACGACUUGUGGCCAAGUGAAGACAGCUCUUCUGAUGACGAAGAAGGAGAGGUGAUCAUUAGUUAGUAUCGUAAAUCUGUCUUACUCUUUUCAGAAUUACCUUGAAAUUGUAAUUGAAUCAAGAAGAUCUUUCUGCCUUAUUCAUUCUUGGGUCAUGGCGACCGAGAAAAUGUAAUCCCCUCAACCUCCAACUCGUGUGUUGUAUUUUAGAUUGGAUUUUGAUUAGAUUAGAGAGUGAAAACUCUUGAUUCUCUAUUUGAUUUCCAUUCGCAAAUAUAUUGUAGAGUGGACUACAUUUUUGAAAUAAAUUUUUUGCCUCAUAA
Messenger RNA from Daphnia pulex (common water flea), 1523 nucleotides. RefSeq names its product E3 ubiquitin-protein ligase rnf146-like. Bases 139 to 1266 code for a protein of 375 amino acids. The transcript is spliced from 4 exons. Gene Ontology annotation, molecular function: zinc ion binding; ubiquitin protein ligase activity; poly-ADP-D-ribose binding. The record is from RefSeq and is a predicted model, not a curated record. Lineage: Eukaryota; Metazoa; Arthropoda; Branchiopoda; Diplostraca; Daphniidae. Gene Ontology annotation, biological process: Wnt signaling pathway; ubiquitin-dependent protein catabolic process. Gene Ontology annotation, cellular component: cytoplasm; nucleus.